AUGUCAAGUAUAAUAAAAGAUCUAGGGAAUGAUCCAGUCAAGAUCUUGGAUAAAGAUUUUGAAAAUACAGAAGUUUUAGCUCUUAUAAAAGAAUUAUUGGAUCCAAUAGCUCAAGGUAAUUCAGUUUUAAAUGAAAUCUUUAUUGAAGGACUUGAUGCUUCUCAAGUAUGGUCUCAAGCUAAACUUAUAUUAGAUUCCACUACUGAAACUUUACUAUUUGAUAAAAUUCCAGCUAUUAAAGAUAAAAUUCUUUCUAUUGAUCAAGAAAGUAAUGAAGAUUCUGAACUUGAAGAAGAACAAUCAGAACAAGAUUCUGAUGAACAAGAUUUAAGUGAAGGUGAUGAAGAUGAAGAAGAACAAUUGAAUGAAAAUGGUGAAUUAGUUGAUGAUUUUGAAGAAUCUGGUGAAGAAGAUGAUGACCAAGAACAAGAAGAUGAAGAUGAAGAACAAGAAGAUGAAUUAGACAAUCAAGAACAAGAAGGUGAAAGUGAAGCACCAAAGAAGGAUGCAUUUGGGUUAAAUGACGAAUUUUUCUCCAUUGAUGAUUUCAAUAAACAAAUUUUAGAACAAGAAAAAAACAAUGGUGCUGGUGAAGAUGAUGAAGAAAUUGAUUAUUUUAAAGAUAUUCCAGAUUCUGAUAGUGAAGAUGAAGAAACUUUAUAUUAUAAUGAUUUUUUCCCUAAACCAGGUAAUCAAAAAGGUAAAAAAUUUGAUAAAAAAUCAUCAAAAUCUAAAAAACCUUCUAAAGAAGAUAAAAUUGAAGAUGAAGAAGAUGAAGAAUUAAAAGAAGAAGAUUAUGAUCAAGGUAUGAAAAAAGCAAUGUUUGAUAUAUUUGAAGAUGAUAAACCAAGUGCAAAAAAUGAAAAUUUAUCAAGUUUUGAACGUCAACAAUUAUCUAUUCAAAAGGAAAUUCAACAAUUAGAAUCUGAAUCUAUUGCAGAAAAAAAAUGGGCAUUAAAAGGUGAAUCAAAAUCAAAAGAUAGACCAGUUGAUUCAUUAUUAGAUGAAGAUUUAGAAUUUGAACGUAAUGCUAAACCAGUUCCAGUUAUAACACAAGAAAUUACAGAAUCAAUUGAAGAAUUAAUUAGAAGAAGAAUUAAAGAUGAUGAAUUUGAUGAUUUACCAAAAAGAGUUAUAACAGAUGUUACAAAUUUUAGACCUUCACAUGAUUUCCAAUUAAGUGAAACUAAAUCAACAAAAUCAUUAGCUGAACUUUAUGAAGAUGAUUAUAAAGGAGUUGAUACAUCAUCUGCUGCAUCUGAAGAAUUAAAAAAAUCUCAUGAUGAAAUUAAAAAUUUAUAUCAAACAUUAUCACAUAAAUUAGAUUCAUUAUGUUCAGCACAUUUCAUACCGAAACCUGCACAAAAAUCUAUUGAUAUUAAAGUUAAUACACCAUCUAUUUCAAUGGAAGAUGCACAACCAUUAACACAAUCUAACGCUAAUACAUUAGCACCACAAGAAAUUUUCAAUACCAAAAGAUCAGGUAAUGAAAAUGAAAUUCAACUUAAAUCAGGUACUGUAUUUGCAAGAGAUGAAUUAUCAAGAGAAGAUAAACAAAGACUUAGAAGAGCUAAUAAAAGAAAAAGAUCAAAAGAAUUUCAAAAUCAAGAUCCAGAAUCUAAUAAAAAAUCUAAAAAACAAAAUGUUAUUGAUACUUUAUCUAAAGCUAAUAAUGUUACUAUUAUUAAUGAUAAAGGUGAAAAGAGAGAUGUUUCUGGUGCAUUGAAGAAAGAUCAAACUAAACAAGGUUCAUCAAUGUUAAAAUUAUAA
Hansenula ciferrii is the source of this 1770-nucleotide messenger RNA. RefSeq names its product rRNA-processing protein MPP10 (gene MPP10). The transcript has a single exon. Gene Ontology annotation, cellular component: sno(s)RNA-containing ribonucleoprotein complex; small-subunit processome; Mpp10 complex. NCBI's taxonomy places the organism in Eukaryota, Fungi, Ascomycota, Saccharomycetes, Phaffomycetales, Wickerhamomycetaceae. Gene Ontology annotation, biological process: rRNA processing. The coding region runs from base 1 to 1770 and encodes 589 amino acids. The record is from RefSeq and is a predicted model, not a curated record.